GCUCGGGGCCGCGGCUCUCGGAGGAGCGAGCACUUCCCCCGGGCCCGACGCACGCAGGCGCCGCGGGAGAGCUCGCCAUGAGGACCCUGUGGCUGGCGCUGUGCGCGUUGGCGCGGUUGGGGCCGGGGACCCUGGCGGGCUGCGCCGAGGCGGGGCGCUGCUGCCCGGGUAGGGACCCCGCCUGCUUUGCCAGCGGCUGGAGACUGGACCGGGUCUACGGGACGUGCUUCUGCGACCAAGCCUGCCUCCUCACCGGGGACUGCUGCUUCGACUACGCCAGGGCGUGCCCAGCUCGCCCGUGCCUCGUGGGGGAGUGGAGCCCCUGGAGCGGCUGCGCGGACCAGUGCAAGCCCACCGCGCGCGUGCGCAGGCGCCUGGUGCGGCAGGAGCCCCUGAACGGCGGCGCCCCCUGCCCGCCGCUGGAGGAGAGAGCCGGCUGCCUGCAGUACUCGACGGCGCAGGGCCAGGACUGCGCGCACGCCUUCGUCCCUGCAUUCAUAACUACCUCUGCAUUCAACAAGGAGAGAACAAGACAAGCCACUUCUCCGCAGUGGUCUACAGACACAGAGGAUCCUGGAUACUGUAUGGAGUUCAAGACAGAGUCAUUGACUCAUCACUGUGCAAUGGAGAACCGGCCUCUGACUCGAUGGAUGCAGUACCUCCGGGAGGGGUACACAGUGUGUGUAGACUGCCAGCCUCCAGCGAUGAACUCUCUAAGUCUUCGCUGUUCUGGAGAUGGCCUGGACUCUAAUGGAAAUCAGACUCUCCACUGGCAAGCUAUUGGCAAUCCUCGAUGUCAAGGAACGUGGAAAAAAGUUCGUCGAGUACAUCAGUGUUCUUGUCCAGCUGUCCACAGUUUUAUUUUUAUAUGA
Messenger RNA from Elephantulus edwardii (Cape elephant shrew), 872 nucleotides. Its product is annotated as somatomedin-B and thrombospondin type-1 domain-containing protein-like. NCBI's taxonomy places the organism in Eukaryota, Metazoa, Chordata, Mammalia, Macroscelidea, Macroscelididae. The transcript is spliced from 5 exons. The record is from RefSeq and is a predicted model, not a curated record. The coding region runs from base 78 to 872 and encodes 264 amino acids.